AUUUUAUGGGAAAUCCUUUUUCAAAUUUAACAAUAAGCAAUAAGCCUUAAAUAAUUAUGCUUGGAUUCGACUACUCAGGAAAAACAACAAUUUUACAUAAAUUAAAAUUAGGAAAUAUAGAACAUCUAGUUCCAAAUAUUGGAUUUAAUAUAGAAAAACUAAUAACUAAAUAAUUUGAAAUAAUAUCUUGGGAUGUUGGUGGAGCAGAUAAAAUAAGAAUAAUUUGGAAACCUUACUAUUAGAAUGGCAAAGGAUUAAUUUAUGUUAUAGAUUGUUCAGAUAGAGAAAGAAUGGCUGAAGUAAUAGGAGAGUUAUAUAAAUUGAUGCUAGAUCCUAUAUUAAAUGGUUUACCUUUAUUAAUAUAUGCAAAUAAAUAAGACUUAAUGAAAUUGAACUCUGAAGAACUAGCAUCUGAAAUAAUGAUGGAGAAAAUUUCUAAAAAUUGUUAUAUUUAACCUUGUUGUGCAAUUACAGGAGAAGGUUUAAAAGAUGGACUCAAAUGGAUGUAAUAAUAGAUAAAAUGA
Messenger RNA from Paramecium primaurelia, 524 nucleotides. NCBI's taxonomy places the organism in Eukaryota, Ciliophora, Oligohymenophorea, Peniculida, Parameciidae. The record is from the annotation of a GenBank genome assembly.